AUGCCGUUGAUCGCUACUGCUGAACAGGAGCAAAAGCUAUACUUCACUGCAAACAGCGUGCGCAACACGACCCUUGCCACGAAAGAUGAUUCGCUCUACUAUGAAGUUGUCACCAGAUACUGGCAUCCAAAGUUGACGAAGAUCAAUAUCCUCGACCCAGACACGCAAGCUCUACGGCUCAUCGCGGAGAUCGAGCAAGUCAGUGGGAAUAAGUGGCAAAAUGGGAGGUUUAGAGUGCGGUUUUUGAAUAGUGUGGCCCCGGGAGAAGAAUUAGGGCAGUGGAUGUCGGACAUUGACUUUCUUAAGCCAACUUCAGACAAGAUAGGAGGCACCUUCAUUGAUCCGCAAGGCCUGGAAUGGCGUUGGAAAACGCACAAUCGUAGACUGCAGCUUGUACGCGUAGGCGACGAAGUAAAAUCCCCUUCCGUUGUGUACGAGCCUCACAAACGCUAUUUCAUGGUACUUCUCAUGUCGCGUCAUGCAUCCUGGGAUGUGCAGCCGCAAGCUAUCGGUUUUCUAGACAGAUUGCUUGUGAGCUAUAUCUUGGUAGAAAGACGCAGAAGAGCUACCAAAGCAGUGAUUGAUAGGCUUAUAUGA
This is a messenger RNA of Lentinula edodes (shiitake mushroom), 597 nucleotides long. RefSeq lists its product as uncharacterized. The record is from RefSeq and is a predicted model, not a curated record. Lineage: Eukaryota; Fungi; Basidiomycota; Agaricomycetes; Agaricales; Omphalotaceae. The transcript has 5 exons. Bases 1 to 597 code for a protein of 198 amino acids.